This is a messenger RNA of Colletotrichum orchidophilum, 387 nucleotides long. Its product is annotated as 3-oxoacyl-(acyl-carrier-protein) reductase. NCBI's taxonomy places the organism in Eukaryota, Fungi, Ascomycota, Sordariomycetes, Glomerellales, Glomerellaceae. The record is from RefSeq and is a predicted model, not a curated record. The transcript has a single exon. Bases 1 to 387 code for a protein of 128 amino acids.
AUGGAUCUACAUUCAGUAAAAGACAAGGUAGUAGUUCUGACAGGUGCCGCCUCUGGAAUAGGCCGGGCGACAGCUCAACUCCUGGCCAGCCGUGGAGUUCUGCUGUCUCUGGCAGACAUCCAGGGACUGGCUCUUGAGACCCUGGGCCGAGAACUUGAAGACCUGCAGCAACACCUCUUCAAAGACGAGGCGCCUCGGAAGCCGCCACUUACCACCGUCCUCUAUGUGCGCUCCCAGACAGCAUGCAACGAAUGGCUUUCCAAGACAGUGGCCCACUUUGACGGGCGACCGAUAUUUAGCGCGGCGAAUCUCGCCGGUGUGAUCAAUCCUAGCAUCACCCUCGAGCGGGGGAGUAUCCGUAACGUGACGGACAGUGAGUUCGACUAG